AUGGACUUUGCGAUGAACCUGUACAGAAGAAUCUCCAGCCAUCACGACCAGAAUGUCUUCUUCUCACCGUUGAGCAUCUCCUCCAGUUUCGCUGCUCUCCUUAUGGCCACUGAUGGAGUCACUCGGUUGGAAAUCUUAAAGGGACUUAACUUGCAACAACUUGACAAAGUGAACCAACCAGAGGCCAUCCCGCUAUUGUUUCAGCUUCUGCAUGAAAACAUCACUCAAAACGGGUCGCUGGAGUUGGACCAGGACAUGGCGAUGUUUGUGAGCGCCGAUUUGGACCUGGAGAAGCCCUUUGAGGAGCAGAUGGGGAAGUAUUUUGAAGCUGAGAUCAAAACCAUAAAUUUCUCCAACACAGAACAAAGCGUGGCCUACAUAAAUGACUAUAUUAAGAACAAAACUAAAGAGAGGGUUAUGGACAUGAUUUCCACUCUUGAUGCAGAAACCCAGCUCAUGCUUAUUAAUACCAUAUUCUUUCGAGGAGAUUGGAGUAGCCCUUUCAACCCCAACCACACCAAAACAGAAGCAUUCUACAUCGACAACUACAAAAUGGUGGAUGUGCAGAUGAUGUUCAAGGAGGCCAAGUUCUUCAUGGGCCACGACAAAACUCUGGGCGCCAAAGUUCUGAAGCUUCCCUACAACCACGGCGUCUCCAUGCUGAUCCUGCUGCCGAACAAAGCGGUGGACUACACGGCCAUCGAUGAUGAGAUCAACGGCCACAGGUUUCAAGAGUGGUUACAAUCCCUGAGAGAAAUCAAAGUAGAAGUUCAUCUCCCAAAAUUUAAGAUGGAGGAGUCGUAUGAAUUGCAUGAGCUCUUACCCGAUAUGGGCAUUUCCAGUCUGUUCACGAAUGCAGCCAAACUGACCAAGCUCAGUAAGGAUAAAGAUUUGAGAGUCUCUGAGGUUCUGCACAAGGCUGUGAUUGACGUGGAUGAGACUGGGACCACCGCAGCAGCUGCCACCACAGUCGGCAUCACUCCCUAUUCUCUGCCGCCCAUGUUCAUCGUCAACAGGCCCUUUUUCUUCUUCAUCUACCACGAAGACACACACGCCCUCCUUUAUAUACUGAGACAACUCCAACUUUUACGUAGUAACAUGAAGUCCAGGAAGAUGAAGCCGCACGCAAAGCGGAUAAACCCAGCAAGACGAAGCAUUCAGACUAAGGGCAAAUGGAAAUCGAUAGAGCUAGACCCCAGUAUCUUUGCCGAAGAGGGACUGGAGGGACUCGUCUGCUUCGAAGAAUUGACCAAUUACCGCUUGGUUGAUUCUGAGAAGGUAGCAGCAAGGGCGGCUAAAGAACUGCAGAAGAAGGAAAAGAAGGCUCAGAAAAGAAAGGCCCAGAAAAGAAAGGCCAUCGACGUGGUGGAGACUGAAGGAGGCGAGGUAUCUGUGGAAGCUAAAGAUGCAGGUGAAAGUCCCAAGAAAAAGAUCAAAAAGAAGAAAGCAAAACUAAUCAAGGACGAGUCUGCUGAAGUUGCUGCUGAGACAGGUCAGGAAGAGAAGUUAUCAGAACCUGUUAAAGACUCCACAGUAGGUUCUCAAGAUGAUUCUGAGCCCAAACAAGCAAAGAAGAAAAAGAAAAAGCAGAAGAAAUCCAAGAAAAUAUCUCUCUCUGAACUAAACACAGAGAAGCAAAAAGUGCAGGAAUCAAUAUCAGAAAACAAGCCUGUACAAGCUAACAAAGAUCCUAAAACUAAACCAGCAAAAGCUCCCAAACCGCGGAUAAAGAACUGGACCAGCUCUGCCCUGUCUGGUUGUGAGGACACCAACUCAGACAUGAGUGCGUGGAAAGACCUGUUUGUACCUGUCCCGGUCCUACGAGCCCUGAGCAGCCUGGGUUUCAGUUCACCCACUCCCAUCCAAGCCCUGGCACUGCCCUCCGCCAUCAGAGACCGCAUGGAUAUACUGGGAGCUGCAGAGACAGGGAGUGGGAAGACUUUGGCCUUUGCUAUCCCCAUGAUCCAUAGCAUUCUGGAAUGGCGGGAAAACCAUGACAAUCCCGACCCUAAAGUCGACAAUCCUAAGCCUAAUACCGUCAAGAGUCUGUAUCUCCCAGAUGAGCCCGAAAAUGCGGCGCCAGAAGCAGAAGAGGAGAAAGACCUCGAGGAGGGUGACCUCGAGGAGGGAGACCUCGAGGAGGGAGACCUCGAGGAGGGUGACCUCGAGGAGGGAGACCUCGAGGAGGGAGACCUCGAGGAGGGAGACCUCGAGGAGGGAGACCUCGAGGAGGGAGACCUCGAGGAGGGAGACCUCGAGGAGGGAGACCUCGAGGAGUGCGUCGACCCAGGGGACAGUGAUGUGGGUGAAGACAUGAAUGAUGGUACUAAUGGUAGUGAUGAGGACGGUGCCAAUGAUAUCAAGCUGGGGUGUGUUCAAGUGGGCGAAAAGACUCCGUUUGACCCCACUCCCCAAGAAGAAACUGUAAACAAUGAGGGUCAAAAUCGCCCCCUGCUCGGCCUGGUCCUCACGCCUACCAGAGAAUUGGCGGUUCAAGUUAAACACCAUAUAGACGCUGUGGCCAAGUUUACAAACAUCACAUCGGCUAUAGUUGUGGGGGGCAUGUCUCAGCACAAGCAGAGGAGGCUGCUUAAGCGACGGCCGGAGAUUGUCGUUGGAACUCCAGGACGCCUGUGGGACCUGAUAAAGGAGAGGGAUCCUCACCUGCAGAACCUGCGGCAGCUCAGAUGUCUGGUCAUUGAUGAAGCUGACCGAAUGGUGGAAAGGGGUCACUUUGCAGAGCUGGAGAGCCUGCUGGAAAUGCUCCACACCACACACUUCAACCCCAAAAGACAAGCUUUUGUAUUCUCCGCUACGCUCACCCUGUCCUACGCUCUUCCCACACGCAUCUUGCAGAAGAAGAAGAGGGUGGAUAAGCGCAGCAAACUGGAAAUCCUCAUGGACAAAGUGGGCAUCAAGACCAAACCAAAAGUCAUUGACCUGUCCAGGAAGGAGGCGACGGUUGAAACGCUCACAGAGACUCAGAUCCAAUGUCAGAAAGAGGACAAGGACUACUACCUGUACUACUUCUUACUGCAGCAUCCCGGGCGCACUAUGGUGUUUGCAAACAGCAUCGACUGCAUCAAAAGGCUCAAGUCCAUUCUGACCAUCUUGGACUGUACAUCCUUUUCCCUGCACGCCAACAUGCAGCAGAAACAUCGUCUGAAAAAUUUGGAAAAAUUUGCUGACCGGGAGAGUUGUGUACUCUUGACGACUGAUGUGGCAGCACGAGGGCUCGACAUUCCUGAUGUUCAACAUGUCAUUCACUACCAGGUUCCCAGGACGUCCGAGACGUAUGUCCACCGUAGCGGCAGAACGGCAAGAGCUGCCAAACAGGGGCUAUGUUUGUUGCUGACGGGCCCUGAUGACAUGUUGAACUUCAAAAAGAUUUUCAAAACUCUUGGGAAAGAUGAAGAGCUUCCUUUGUUUCCCAUAGAAACACAAUGCAUGCAAGCAAUCAAGGAACGCGUAGAUUUGGCCAUUAAAAUAGAAAGUAUAGAGUAUCAUAACUGCAAGGAAAAAAAGCAUGACUCCUGGUUCAGACAAGCAGCAGAAGCCCUUGAGGUAGAUCUGGACGAAGACCUUUUAAUGGGAAAAUCCAAUGAUGAGCAGGCUGAUAUCCAGCAGCAGAAAAUGGUGAAGGAAAUGAAAAAGCACUUGAAGCAGUUGAUCUCUCAGCCUGUAUUCAAGAAUGUGAUGAAAACCAAGUACCCUACUCAAAUGGGCAAGCUCGCUCUGGAAAAGAUCUCUUUGGCAGGAACUCAGAGUGCGCUGACCAGGGUGUUAAUACAAAAGAGCAAACAAAAAGUUAAGAACCAACAGAAAGUAAAGAAAGGUCGUUCCCAAAGGAGAAACCAAAAAAAAGAACAGCAAAAAUAA
Molecule: messenger RNA, 3879 nt
Organism: Knipowitschia caucasica
Lineage: Eukaryota; Metazoa; Chordata; Actinopteri; Gobiiformes; Gobiidae
Source: the annotation of a GenBank genome assembly